Messenger RNA from Ziziphus jujuba (common jujube), 892 nucleotides. RefSeq lists its product as uncharacterized. NCBI's taxonomy places the organism in Eukaryota, Viridiplantae, Streptophyta, Magnoliopsida, Rosales, Rhamnaceae. The transcript has 3 exons. The record is from RefSeq and is a predicted model, not a curated record. The coding region runs from base 176 to 739 and encodes 187 amino acids.
AACGAUGAUGGUCUUGUUUGGGCAAGUCAGCAGAAAAGAAAAAUCUCCAUUUCUAGCAAAAGACAUUAGAAGAAGAAAGGAUAACUGAAAACUCAGAAAGAAAGCUUGUAGCAGUUAAGGUGUGAGAAACACCGACCAAGUCCCAAGUUAGUUCACAAUUAGCAGAAAACCAAGAAUGUCCGUAGCUUCAUCCCAGCAGAGCUUCCUUGCCAACGCCCUCUAUUCACCAACCCACAAGCUUAAAACCAAGAUAUCCACUUCAACUUUCACCAUCUCAUGCAGAUUCCCACCAAACCAUGACCCCAAAGAUUCCAAUUCUUCCAGAAAGAAUGAGAACCAAUUGGCAAAACUGGCAAUGGUUACACUGGCUGCUGGUGUGUUGACAUUGGGGUCGGUUCAUGAUGCAUCGGCGGCAAAGUCCGGCGGUAGGGUCGGUGGCCAGGCGUUCCGGUCUUCGGCUCCUAGGUCAGCUCCUAGAGCCAAUAAUAAUUCAAGGACCAAUAUUUAUAUAAAUCCUCCAGUGGCCCCUCCUUUAGUUGGAGGUUAUGGGUAUGGAUUUGGUGUACCCUUCUAUGGUGGCUGGGGUUGGUCGCCAUUUUCGUUCUUUACUCCGGGCCCGAGUGUUGCUGUUGGCAUUGGUGGUGGGUUUGAAACAUUUUUACUCUUCGUAUUUCUUGGUGCUCUUGCUGCUGUUGUGAGGAGAUUUGUUGGACCAAGAGAAGAAGAUGAUGAUUAUUAAUAGACAGACCACUUUUUGAUACUAGUCUAAUGUCACAAAAAUACUCACUCCUUGGCUAUGAUGCAUAUCUAGCUUCCUUGUAUAAAUAUGGGAAUAUAUGUUUUUGUAAUGCCUGCAAUUAUAAUAUGAUGUAAUUAUGUUUUCAAAUUUAAA